AUGCUGAGUGCUGGCCUAGGACUGCUGAUGCUGGUGGCCGUGAUUGAAUUUCUCAUCGGUUUAAUUGGAAAUGGAAUCCUUGUGGUCUGGAGUUUAAGAGAAUGGAUCAGAAAAUUCAGCUGGUCCUCAUAUAACCUCAUUAUCCUGGGCCUGGCUGGCUGCCGGUUUCUCCUGCAGUGGCUGAUCAUUUUGGACUUAACCUUGUUUCCCCUUUUCCAGAGCAGCCGUUGGCUUCGCUAUCUUAAUGUCUUCUGGGUCCUGGUAAGCCAGGCCAGCUUGUGGUUUGCCACCUUCCUCAGUGUCUUCUAUUGCAAGAAGAUCACCACCUUUGAUCGCCCUGCCUACUUGUGGCUGAAGCAGAGGGCCUAUAACCUGAGUCUGUGGUGCCUUCUGGGCUACUUUAUAAUCAGUUUGUUACUUACAGUCCAAGUUGGCUUAACGGUCCAUCAUCCUCCCCAAGGAAACAGCAGCAUUCGUUAUCCCUUUGAACACUGGCAGUACCUGUAUGUAUUUCAGCUCAAUUCUGGAAGUUAUUUGCCUUUAAUGGUGUUUCUUGUUUCCUCUGGGAUGCUGAUUAUCUCUUUGUAUACACACCACAAGAAGAUGAAGGUCCAUUUAGCUGGUAGGGGGGAUGCCCGGGCCAAGGCUCACAUCACUGCCCUGAAGUCCUUGGGCUGCUUCCUCUUACUUCACCUGGUUUAUAUCGUGGCCAGCCCCUUCUCCAUCACCUCCAAGACUUAUCCUCCUGAUCUCACCAGUGUCUUCAUCUGGGAGACACUCAUGGCGGCCUAUCCUUCUCUUCAUUCUCUCAUGUUGAUCAUGGGGAUUCCUAGGGUGAAGCAGACUUGUCAGAAGAUCCUGUGGAAGACAGUGUGUGCUUGGAGAUGCUGGGGCCCAUGA
Macaca mulatta (Rhesus monkey) is the source of this 900-nucleotide messenger RNA. It is a transcript of the gene TAS2R5, whose product is annotated as taste 2 receptor member 5. NCBI's taxonomy places the organism in Eukaryota, Metazoa, Chordata, Mammalia, Primates, Cercopithecidae. Gene Ontology annotation, biological process: G protein-coupled receptor signaling pathway; sensory perception of taste; detection of chemical stimulus involved in sensory perception of bitter taste. Gene Ontology annotation, cellular component: membrane. Gene Ontology annotation, molecular function: bitter taste receptor activity; G protein-coupled receptor activity. The record is from RefSeq and is marked validated.